AUGGCCAACAUCUUCCGCAGAGUCAAAGAUGUCAUGAGUGGGCGUCUAAAUGAUCCCAACGACACCGCUCAAUACGAUGACGGUGACAAGCGUACUUACAAUGAUAGCGCAAGUGGUAACGAUUUCGGGUCUGGUGUCCACGAUGCUCUUCCUGGUUCUGGUAACAGUAGGCCGAACGUUGGUGAGCCCGAGAUCGACAGGAACGAACAGCCUCCUUCUUCCGCAAAGGAACACCGUGGCUCGCGAGGCUAUUAUGGGUCAAAUUCGAGCAGUGAAAAUUAUGCAACCACUACAAAUGAUUACAGAGGUCCCACCAGCUAA
Aspergillus fischeri NRRL 181 is the source of this 321-nucleotide messenger RNA. RefSeq lists its product as uncharacterized. The transcript is spliced from 2 exons. The coding region runs from base 1 to 321 and encodes 106 amino acids. Lineage: Eukaryota; Fungi; Ascomycota; Eurotiomycetes; Eurotiales; Aspergillaceae. The record is from RefSeq and is a predicted model, not a curated record.